AUGGUAACCAUUACAUAUACAGAUAUCGCGGUGUAUGGGCGAAGUAACGGAUACAUCGAGAUCACCGAUAGUGCCCUCGUGGCCGUGAUUGAAGGAGGAACGAAGGUCACGCGCGGGAAUAACGCUAGUGUCACGCUAGACGCCUCCUCCUCCUACGACCCCGACACAGGUGAUAGCGUAGGAUUGCGUUACACCUGGCUAUGCCGUGACAGAACCGAGAAGUUGCCGGAUUAUGCCGUUAGUUACCCGUUAAUUGAGGUACCCGGUUUAUUCCGAUCUCUGAAAGCUUCGUCUUUUAAAGGGGGGUGUUACGGUACCGGGGCGGGGCAGCUAAAGGGUAACGGCUCCACCCUUGUGUUGGACACAGCAAAGAUAAUGCCAGGAAGGUCGUACGUUUUGACGGUGAUUGUAGAGAAAGGGAAGAGAUCAACAAGAUAUGAGCAGGAGGUUGAUAUCGCCCGUGGGAAGAAACUGGAGAUUCUUAUACAAUGUAUUUAUAAUUGUCGUGCUCGAAAUACCCCGUCCCGACGACUCGCUUUGGCCAGCAAGUGCUACUCGUUAUCGUGCAUUGGGCUUAACUCGUUUCACUGGCGUGUAUUCUACGUUCGCAACAGCACAAAACACGAAAUACCAAGUUUACAAUCCAGUCUCACAACGGCAUCCAAUCGAAGAGGCUUUGUGCUGAAACCGUAUUCAUUAUUAGAAGGAGAAUCUGUGGUAAUCACCCUCAAAGUGUCGAGCGCCGACGGUACCACUGGGCAUGCGCAAUACUCCUUUCAAACUAACAAAGGACCUUCAGGUGGUACGUGUGCGGUCUUACCAGUCAGCGGUGUUACCUUAGUAACGAAGUUCAGUUUCAACUGCAGUGGCUGGUUUGAUUUAGACGAGCCUUUGAGAUAUGAGUUUUUCUACGUGGAGAAGAAUGGGAAAGAAACCGUGUUGCAUGACGGGACAUCUAGUUUUGAAGCCGAGCUCCCCAUGGGAGAGAGGGAGAGGGGAUCUUUGUUAGAUGUAAGAGUCAGGGUGUAUGACUCACUUGGGACAUCUACACAAGUCAACACUCCAGUGAAGGUUAUCAAGUCUAAACUCUUUGCAGUCAUAAAUGCCAUCGAACUCACAUCAGGCAAGGAGAGCAGACUAAAUGAAUUACUUCAGUCUGGAGAUAUCCGGGCCGCCUCAAGACUGGCAAACAACGUCCUAAAAGCCAUAAAAGAUCCUACAAACAACACAAUGGAAGAGCAAAAACAGAGGGCCAAGAUCAAGUCGAGCAUCGUGCUGCAAAUGGCGGCCAUCAAAGUGCAAUCCGCUGACGCGAUCCGCGACACCUCUGACGUCAUUGCUGCAGCCACUACCUCACUUGACGACAUCGAUAUACAAGCUCAGAAAUCAUCAGUUGAAGCUUUCAAGAGUAUGGCUAGCGUGCUAACAGAUGAAGCGGCCCAAGACGUCACAUAUGAGCUGCUGGUACAAGGCGCGCAAGGACUGGUAUCAAGUAUUGGCAACGUGCUGCGAAUAGCGUCUCACAGUGCUGAUAUAAGCCUGCUCAGCGUCCAUAAUCUCACCGAUACGGCCCUAAAUAUCUCACAAGAAACUGGAAGUAAUUUGAAAAAAGCGGUGGAGGCAAAACGGGUCGCUAGCGAGCUCCUAACUGUGUUCAGUAGAGUUGGGCAGACAAUUCUCUCGAAGCAGGUGAUCGGAGAGGAGCCAAUCAAUUUCCAGGGGUUAUCCGCGACUCUUGUGCUUCUACGCGAGGAGCCCUUGAUGCUUGCUGGAAAGUUACUGUCGAAUGAGAAUGCGAGUUUUCAAAUGCCUCGGGAAACCGGAGUGUUCGGUGGAGAGACCACUUAUGUCGACAGCCAGAUGCUGGUGACAGAGCACGCGGUGUUCACGUGGGAUGAGUCAGCAAGUCGUGUCUCCACUGUCGUAGUUGGCAUAGAAACCACUGAUCAACAUGGCAACAACAUUACUCUACUAGACCUUGACACCCCGGUGGAGCUGAUGUUACCGCGUCUUCACUCCAAGGGGCUCAUGGGAAAUGACACAAUUUACACUCUGUAUAGCAACCGCACUAUGUAUCACAUCAUCAAUACACAGCAUUCCAACAUGAGCCUGCGGGUCACAGUAAGACCGCUGAACGAAAGCCGGAGUCUCUCGAUAGCUGUUCAACGUGGAACGCCCCCCAUAUUUGGAAGACAGGAUUACAUGGUAACGCUUGCGCGUAACGCAACCUGCAGUGACGCAAGUCAAGCAAUCCCGUGCGCCGAUCGAUACUCCUUCGUAGUUGGCCCGCCUUUAAUUGCGAGUGCCGGUAAAUACUUUGUAGGAGUUCGGCUUGCCGAGGAACACGUGGGAGCAGUAAACUACACAAUGGAAGCUCAGGCCUCCGCGUGUAUCUACUGGGACAAGCCGAGAGGAGAAUGGGUCGGGGAUGGGUGUCAGAUCGGUCCCCUAAGCACUACAGACCUCGUCCAUUGUUUAUGUUCCCACCUGACCUCGUUCUCAGGCCAGCUCAUCGUUCUGCCCAACCCUAUCGACUUCCAGAAGGUUUCUGUGGAGUUCAAGCGGCUGGACGAGACAGGGAAUGUGGUGGCGUUCAUUGCGCUGGGGGUUGUGUUUGGGGUUUAUGUAAUCGUCAUCGCGUGGGCGAGACGACAAGACCACAAGGACCGCAUGAAGGUUGGUUUAAAGCCGUUCAUUGGAAGCUACUGCUCAAGCACCUUUACAUACCACACAUGGGUGACCACAGGGAUCUGGCGAAAUGCUGGGACCACCGCUAACGUUUUCAUAGUACUGAACGGCGAGAAACAGUCCAGCCGUCCUAUACAUCUUAGAAAUCCAUCAUGUAUCCCAUUUGCUCGCGGUAACACAGACUCAUUCAUCCUGUCCAUAACAGAAGACCUCGGGCGAAUUAAGAGUGUUCGCAUUUGGCAUGACAACACGGGGGAGAACCCGUCCUGGUUUCUCAACCACGUGAUAAUAAGCACAGGCGAAUCGGAAUCGAGGGACUUGGUGUUCAACUUUCAACAGUGGUUGGCGGUUGAGAGGGGAGCAGGUUUUGUUGACAGGACGAAGAAUGUAAGCUCAGAAGAAGAGCUCAGCGAUUUGAAAGCUUCAUUCGGGAAUCGAGUUUAUCAAGAACUUUUUCAAAGCCAUUUGUGGUUCUCAGUCCUUACACGGCCCCCGUCAUGCGUCUUCACGCGCGUACAGCGAGUCACGUGUUGUUUGGUGCUACUGCUGACCAUGAUGCUUGCAAACGCCAUGUUUUACGAACUGGCACCACAGGCAGACCGCAAUAGCGACACAACCGUGAAGAUAGGUCCGCUACGUCUCGAGCUGAGGCAGCUUUUGAUUGCUAUUGAGAGCGCCAUCAUUGUCGCUCCCUUAAACUUUAUUAUCGUCUUCAUUUUUACCCACAUCAAGCCGCGAGACAGGCCCAACAAAAGUCAGCGUCACUAUAGCGUGAAUCGAAGGCGGUCUCUUCUAAAACUUACUGGCCCAAGUGAGAAGAAGAAAUGUCGCUUUCUCCUGCCUUAUUGGUUUACCUAUAUUUCCUACUUCUUAUGUUUAGCCACAGUUGCAGCUUCGGGGACGUUCAUUGUGUUUUAUUCUCUCAUGUGGGGACGAUACAUCUCAACACAGUGGCUCAUCUCCAUGGUGAUGGCUGUAACCGUCGAUAUUUUUGUGUCGAAGCCACUUAGUCUCAUUCUCUUAGUCGUCUUUCUUGUUUUGCUCGUCCGUCGCAAAAUGGACGUCGCGGAAUAUAAGGACUCUCAAACCACACAAGGAGUAAUUCUGGACUUAGCAGACGUGGAUCUCGAUGAAAACCCGGAUAGUCUUGCGCAGUGUGCGCAGUACAACGGACCGUGCCAUGUAAUGCCACCGAAGCCCCCUACAAAAGAGCAACUCGAGAAGUCUCGACGUCUACACAGAAUGAAACAGGAGAUGUUCGCCUGGGUAAAAGAGGUGGUCAUAUUCGUGGGAUACCUGUGUAUCCUGCUCGUAGUGGCUCAUGGGAGUCGUAGCCAAUGGAUGCAUCCUAUUAAGUCGUCGCUUUUUCAGACAACCGCUGACAAUGACAACAUGCUGACAAGUUUUGACAAGUUCUGGGGCUGGUCCAGUUCCGUGCUAUUGCCCAUUUUAUUUGAGGACGGGAAAGGUCGAGUUGGUCAGGGAACAAAUGAGGCUUAUUUUGGCGAUGGAGAAUCGAUUAUUGUCGGAACACCGACAUUGCGACAAAUUCGAGUCAACAGGGAUCAUUGCGAGGUUGUGAAUAUCUUCAGACCGUACAUUCACAACUGUACCUCAACGCUGCUGACGUCAGAAGAAGAAACGACCGCUAGCUUCCUGCCGGGCUGGAAACCGAAGCCGAUCAACACAACACUCCCCCUGAUCCUACAAAAAGAAAAGCCCUGGAUGUACACAAAUAGCGAACUCACAGGGGGGACACGAUUCUGGAGCUACAUUCACGCAAGGCUGGUGUACUCCGGUGGCGGUUAUGCAGUGGAUCUCGGUAAAACUAAAAAGGAGGCGACGUCUAUCCUUAAAUCACUUCAGGAAAACAGCUGGAUCGAUCGUUAUACUGCGGCCUUAUUUGUGGAUUUUGCGAUCUAUAGUCCAUCUACAUCGCUCUUCGGAAUCGUCAAGAUUGUCAUGGAAAUGUCGCCGUCAGGGUCCAUAAAAUUAAGCCACGUCAUCGACAUAAUCCGCCUCUAUGACGUCAGCACCGGAUAUGACGUAUCUCUACUAUUUUUCCAGCUAUUACUUCCGGUACUCGUCAUAUACUUCACGAUGUCGCUAGUACUGAAAUUGAAAAAGGGUAUUUUGAGGUUUUUCUGUACGGUGUUUAACUGGGUAGAUAUGUCCCAGAUCGUUUGUGUUAGCGCGUGGAUGUCGGUGCACAUUUAUAAAAUGAUCUACAUCGACAAAUCGAGUAAGGAUCUGCUGGCCAAAACCCAUGCGACAACAGGAUUUGACUAUAUCGUCAUGUUAAACACUAUUGAGAAUGUCGUGAUCGCACUGGUCGUGUUCUUAAACACCCUAAAGCUCCUGAUUUACUGCCAGUUUAGCCACGUGAAGCACUUCUUUCAAGUCCUCGUCAAAUCCUUCUACGAUGUGGGACCAUUUCUCACUAUACUCUUCUUCGCUAUUGGGGCAUUCGCGCAGUUUGCGUACAUCGUAUUCGGUCAGAAUCUGGCAAAUCACCGGAACUUGUUGGAAUCUUACAACUGUCUCCUCAACAUCAUGAUAGGUGCAGAUCACGACUUCCGAGAACUGACUGAUUUUGAUGCGGUAAUCGGAUCAGCUUACUUGAUGAUCUUCUCCUUUGCGUCCAUGAUCUUCUUUGUGAACUUCUUCAUCCUGAUCUUGAUCCAUUACUACGAUAUCGGACGCAAGGAGCAGUUUGCCAUGUACGGUCUGGGUAUGUAUAUUGUUGAUCGCUUUAAGGAGGCUAUGGGGGUCGGUAAGACAGUGAUUCCAAGAGAGCCUACAGAGUUUGACAACAUCCGCCAACAAUGUCAUCUGCUUAGGUACAUGUUGAAGUCCAGAGCGUUCAGGCAAAUGGAAUACAGGUGUGAGCAGAUAUUGUCAAAAAGCGUAAAGGCACCUCAAUCACCCAAUGGCAAGGUUAAGACCAAGUGCUCAUUGUUCAAGGCGUUAGCACCCUUAGUGCACGAUAGAACAACAUUCGAUAAUCCAAUGUUAGAAGAACGACCACCAGACAAAAACUCUUUGUUCAGUGGAAAACUUGAUCGAAGGUUGAAAACGUUGUCGACCCUGCUGAAUGCUGAUUACAUUGAUGGCUUCAUGGAAGACCUGGAUGUGAUAUCCUUGGCUGAAGCUUCGGCAUUCUGGCGACGCUACCAUGACAGUAUCAUCCCUGCGUCAAUCACGCAAGUGUUUGAAAGACCAGAAUUGCCUCCAGAGUUACGCUCGCUAGUAACUGAUCAAAUCAGCUCCGAGUAUGCAACAGUAUCUGGUUUUGGAAUAAGAAAAGAGAGUCUUGACUAUGAACCUCAGAGAUGCGAACCGGAUUUUACCGAUUCUUUCACGUGGGAGGGGCCUGACACCUUGCCUAAAGUCACAUUCAGUGACGAUACAAAUGGUACAGAGCCACUGCCUGCCUCUAUAACCGAGAUAUUCCAGAAUUCUCACAAGAACGUCCAAGAAAGGUCAACCAGACCAAUAUUUGCUCCAGUUACCGAACCAAGAAGCAAAACUCCUCGACGACAAUCCAACGCCUUGCCUUUAACAUUAUUGAGGGAGCUCGACGAUGGUGAAGAGGCCUUGCCUGAUUCUAUAACCGACAUAUUCAAGACAGCAUGCAAACCGACGUCAACCAGAACUCAAUCCCUGCCAGCUUCUGAAUUCACAACUUUGCAACAAGCCAAAGUAUCAUCUUGGGCCACUUUUGGGAAAGACGCAGAGGCUACUAGGAAUCUGCCCGACACAGGAAUUCUUGAGGAUUACCAUUCUUUUAAGAAAAAGGGUUUAGUAAAGACAAUAAGACUUCGCUCUACUUCAGUAGGUGAAGCACAAAACAUGCCAAAGACCACAGCAGGACAACUUCGGCCUUCCAGGAGACACCUAAAAGCACCAAGUACUGGAAAAGAAAGGAAAGCCUACAUACUUCCCACGGUACAAGAAGAGUUUGACAAGAUGAAAAAAGAGGUUUCAGAAAGGGGUCAAAGAUCUCCUCGCAAUGGAAAUUCUGGUUAAAUUAAGUCGUCACAGGAAUGACCGUGGAAAAGACAAUUCAAUAUAAAUCUUUGACAAUUAACUAGGGCUAAGACUGACAUUUUCUGAGUCAUUUGCUAACAUUGGUAAGAUAAAAAUAACAGUCAGGUAGAAUGCCAUAAAUAUAAUCUUUGACAAUUAACUAGGGCUAAGACUGACAUUUUCUGAGUCAUUUGCUAACAUUGGUAAGAUAAAAAUAACAGUCAGGUAGAAUGCCAUAAAUAUAGUCAUUGUUUGCCUCUGAAGUUGACAAUGUAGGCAGGUAAUAGUGUUAUAGAAAAAACAACAACGAUAAUGUAGCGAAAUAAACCUUUUUAGCUACAAAAAAACUCGAAAUGUGUCUUUAAGGUUACUGCUACUGCCUAGAAAAUUAAUAUAGUUUAUUAUCUGUGUUGAAUUCAAGACAUCUACAUCACUAAAAUAAAUGUUAAUGUAAUGUACACAAAAUAGGAUAUAGCAAAUAAAAAGGUAGUGUAUUGUA
Molecule: messenger RNA, 7216 nt
Organism: Nematostella vectensis (starlet sea anemone)
Lineage: Eukaryota; Metazoa; Cnidaria; Anthozoa; Actiniaria; Edwardsiidae
Product: polycystic kidney disease protein 1-like 2
Exons: 10
Coding region: 1-6717 (2238 amino acids)
Biological process (GO): detection of mechanical stimulus
Cellular component (GO): membrane
Molecular function (GO): calcium channel activity; protein binding; calcium ion binding
Source: RefSeq, a predicted model, not a curated record